AUGGUAGCUGAGCGAAGAACGAGUAGGAUCCUAAAACCGUUGGUUGCAGUGGCUGGGUUUGCUCUCGCUGCUGGGGUGAUAGUCUAUUCAUAUUGGAACAGUUCGGAUACACCUGAGAAGAAGCGAAACUAUAAAGAGUAUCGAAGGAAGUGUAUCAUAUGGAGCCCGGCAGUUGAACAAUCGAGUAAUUUAGAGACCAUACUUCUUGAGGAUAGUGUAAUUCUAAUACCCCCUGAAUCUGGAAGCUUGCAGGAUUUACUGGCUGUGGGGAACGAGAAUGCUUACAAAAUCAUCAAGUGCGAUACAUGGCAAGGUGUGUGGUCAUGUGUUCGCCAUCUACGUGCACACUACCUACUACUAAAGGAGUGUGAGAUACCUGAAGCUAUUCCGGUAGAUAUUCUGAAUUAUGUGAAUAAGAUAAUCAGCAUUUAG
Messenger RNA from Eremothecium cymbalariae DBVPG#7215, 432 nucleotides. RefSeq names its product ubiquitin-protein transferase activating protein PEX22 (gene PEX22). The transcript has a single exon. Bases 1 to 432 code for a protein of 143 amino acids. The record is from RefSeq and is a predicted model, not a curated record. Lineage: Eukaryota; Fungi; Ascomycota; Saccharomycetes; Saccharomycetales; Saccharomycetaceae.